This is a messenger RNA of Engraulis encrasicolus (European anchovy), 4422 nucleotides long. Its product is annotated as MICAL-like protein 1. Gene Ontology annotation, molecular function: protein binding. The record is from RefSeq and is a predicted model, not a curated record. Bases 634 to 3873 code for a protein of 1079 amino acids. Lineage: Eukaryota; Metazoa; Chordata; Actinopteri; Clupeiformes; Engraulidae. The transcript is spliced from 15 exons.
GUGAAUAGAGGUUUUCAGCCUAUUCUGCUAUCUCGAUAUUGUUUUGAUAGUGCUUAGUAUUUUACCUCCUCUGUUAGUUAUUUACAACACCGUGACCGUCUGUGGACUUCCAUAAAAUGUAGUGUAUAUUUUUAUGGUGUCGAUGACUAGUGUUGGAAUAGUCCAAGCGCUUCCAAAAUUCUGUAAGCGACGAUUCAUGUUCGAUUCAGCUUGUGUUGUGGUAUUUAUCUGCACGUUGGGUUGGGUUGAUGGGAAAGCCAAGUUGUUUCAAGUCUUCAGUUCAAAGGCGGAAGGUAGGGUUAGCUGUUACAUUGCGAUGUAUGUGAUUUCGGUGCCUUUAUAGCGGAAGCAUGUUGCAGGUUACUUUGUUAAAACGGUUGCUAAGAACUCGUAUCUCGACAGUGGUGACUUUGUAGCUCUAAUUGUCAUGGAAUCCGAGUUGGCUACUUUUCAUUGCGAUACGCGUUUGGAAAUAAUGGGACUAGUGUUGUCUCUGGACAAUUAUUUCAUUAACCAAGUCACAUGCGGGUCAUUAUUAUGCGGGAACGUUAUGUCGAAGUCGCAAAUGGACCACCAUAACGUUACUGUGCUGUAGUUGCGUGCCUCGUUGCUCGUGAAAGACGUGGCAAAUGUAUGCAACAGGACAGUGAUAUGGGAUCCCAGAAAUUAUUGCUGGAGUGGUGCCGAUUACAGUGUGAAAACUAUCCCAGCGUGCAAAUCAAGGACUUGACCACUUCAUUCAAGGAUGGACUGGCAUUCUGCGCCAUAAUUCACAAACACAGACCAGACUUACUGGAUUUCCAUUCACUCUCAAAGGACAGUGGUUAUGAAAACAACCGUCUGGCCUUUGAGAUAGCUGAGACUCACUUGGGGAUCCCUGCAGUGCUGGAUCCAGCUGACAUGGUGUCCAUGGAGGUGCCAGACAGACUGAGUGUCAUCACCUACCUGUCUCAGUACUUCAUCCACUUUGCCAAGCCAUCAGAUGCUGAUUUCAGAAACUUCCGAUCGUCCGAAGUCCAAAACCCAUACAAAGAUGAGAAGAAGGGACUCCUCCUAUCCCAGCCUAUAUACCUGCCAAGAGCUCAAGUCACAAAUAUCUCAGGGGAGAGGGGGACGGAUCAGAGCAGCAGCAGCAGCAGCACAGCUCCAGGUACAGCUCCAGCUCCAGCCCACCUGUGCACUGCCUGCAUGCAGCGUGUUCACCUGGUACAGAGGCACAUGGUGGAUGGAAAGCUCUACCAUCGCCACUGCUUUAGAUGUAGACAGUGCUGCAGCACCCUGUUCCCUGGAUCAUACAGAACAGACAGUGAAACCGGCCUGCUCUUCUGUUCUAAUCUCUGCUUAAAAAAGCCAAAUGCCGUCUCCUCCACACAGCACAAAGCUGAGGCUCCGGCAGACGGCCCUAAGGAGGCCAGGACUCCAGGAAUGCCCCCUGUGUCCACCAGCCUCAUACAAAUAUGCACAGCCAGGGACGGACAAAGCUUUAAAGUUCAUGAGGAAAGUGAUGAUACAAGGGAGUCAAGUCAAGACAUGAUUGAUGCAUGCAUAGAAAUAUACGCUUUCCAGAUAGAUCCACCACCUGAGAUCAAGAAUGGCAAUUCGGUUGCAGAUGAACAAAGCUCUACAGUUAAUGAAGACCGGGAUCACGCAAAGGAGUCAAUUCCUGGGAAGCGGAAGGAGACUGAAGAACUGAAAGAGGUGAAACAUCAGAGACAAACUCUUGAAAAGGAGAAGUUCACGGUUGAUGACACCAAGAGGACAGGGGUUAGGUCAGGCCCUCCGGGAUCAACUCCCACGCAGGCUGAGAAGCCAGGGACAAACAGCAGGCCGGUGCCAGCACCCCGUAGGCCAAGAGCCCAGAGGCAGGAGCCCAGCAUGGCUAAUCCUCCCUGGCCACCCCCCAGGGCAGGCACAGGCACAGCCAAAGCCAUGAUGGACCGCUCCAAGUCUGAGGGUCAGGCAAACAAGAUUACGUCGAAGCCUGGAGAAGAGUCGCCCAGCGUGUCGAGAAGUUCGGACAAAGGCAGCGAGAGCCCCAAUCCUAAAAGUCCCCCGUGGAUGGACCUCAUCCACCCGGGUCCUUGGGCCAAACUCCCGCCGGUGCCCCUGCCGCGUCAGCCGCCACGCUCCACCUCUGUUCCCUUCCUCAGCGAGAUGUGGUCGCGACAGAAAUCCGUUCAUCUCUCCCCCGGUAAUCCCUUCGAGGAGGACGAGGACGAGGAGGAUCUGACUCCAGAGGGGUCAAAUGGUGCCACGUGCACAGCAGCGUGCCCUGAGGGGAACCAGAGCCACGACAAAGCACAGUCAACUGUGGUGACGUCAUCAUGUCACACACCGCAGUGUGGUACAGGAACCGAUGGGCCUGUUCAAGUCAGUGACCACAACCUGGCCAACUCUCCUCCUCGGCCACCCCUAUGUAUGAACAACACACCGGCUUGUGAAGGGGAAUCUAUUUCAAAGACUGCAGGGGUGGUGUGCUCUGAAAAAGACUUAAAUGGACCAGGGCAGUGCCAUUUUGCCACAGCCAGGGACAACCAGACGUCAAAAACCGACUGCCCUCAGCAACCAACCCAAUGUGUAAAUACAGCACCCGCUUCUGAAGGGGAAUUGGUUUCAAAGACUACACUGGCUGUGUGCUCAGGAGAAGACUCUAGCCCAGCAGGGCCCUGCCGUCCAGCCAAAGCUAACAAACAAGAAAGCGAGGCUAAAACCCACCGGCCAGCAGAAGCUAAUGGCGUGGCUAAUGGGUCUCAGGCCGCUGCUGGUCCAUCCGGUGUAUCAGAUUUAGCUGAGACUGCUGGUUCAGUGUGUUCGCUAAAAUUAGCUGAAGCGGUCACAGUACCUGAGGCCUGCAGAUUAGAUUCCUCUGCUGGCAGGAGUGAAUUAGAGACUUUGCCAAAAUCUGCUUUAGCCUCCUUACCCCCGAACAUUUCAGUGGCAGACACAGGCCAAACGCAAGAUCCUCCUGCGACAUGCACAUCAGAACUACAGAUACCAAAUCCACAACAUAGUCACCAAAGUAAAGUAUCUUCAUCAUCACCAACUGGAUCGCUCAGUGACGUGAGCUUUAAUCAUCAUUCAAAUUCCACUGGUCUGAUGGUGUCUGACAGUCCAACCACAAAUAAAAAGCCAGAGCUACCAAGUAAACCAAAUGUUAAUAAGGGAAUAUGCAAAGAAAACCCUUUCAACAGGGCGGCAACCCUAGCAGAGAUUCCUUGUGCUUCAUCAUCGAUAUCUGCCAAACCUGCGGCGCCCGGUCAUGGGUUUCCCCUUAUAAAGCGAAAGGUACAGUCAGACCAGGAUACGCUUGGCAAAGACCUCCAGACGGAGAGAGGAGAGCUGAGCAGGCAGCUGGAUGGCCUGGAGCAGAAGGGGGUGGAGCUGGAGAAGAGCCUGAGAAACUGCCAGAAUGAAAAGGAGGAUGAUCUUCUGGUGAACUGGUUUACCCUCAUCCAUGAGAAACACGUGCUAGUGCGCAGGGAUGCUGAGCUGGUCUACCUGGCAAAACAACAGACUCUGGAAGAGAGGCAGUCGGAUGUGGAAUAUGAGCUGAGAUGUCUCCUCAAUAAACCAGAGAAAGAGUGGAGCCCGGUUGACAGGGCCAGAGAGAAGCAGCUGAUGGCAGAUCUAGUCACCGUCAUCGAACAGAGGAACCAGAUCAUCAACAAUCUGGAUCAGGACCGCCAAAGAGAACAAGAGGAGGACCUGCUGCUAGAGGACAUGAUGAAGAGAAGAGACUUUCAAAGACCUUCCGAGCAUGAUGGAAAGAAGACCUUCAGCAGGAAAUUUAAGCCAAUGAAGAUAUUGAAGCAGCUCGGCCAUAAGACGGAGAGCAAAAAAGAAAAGACCAAAACCUCUCCCAAGAAGAACUGAAGACCAACCACAAGGGGCAGCCCUACAGCCUAAUUGCAGUCAAAUGUGGAAUAGUGGAAGUUUUAAUCAAUAAGUGAUGUUUUAUAAAUAAAAUAAAAUAAUAUUUUUAUAUAAUGAACUAAUAUUUUAACAUUUAAUGUUGACAUAUUUACAGACUGUAUUGCUAUGACCUAGUCAGUUAGCAUUAAAUGCAAUACUGUAUUUGUGUUACCUAUUAGCAAUAAAUGUCCUAUGAAAAGAUAAGCAUUUUUGGCCUUCAUUACAUUAUGGGGCUACAAAAGACUUUGGAGAGGAUCUUUAUUACAGAAUAUGGUAUCGUAAAUGCAAUUAUUUCUAAACUAUACAUUUUUAACUACAUAUUUUCAAAUUUUAUUGAAAAAUGUAUGCACCUCUGUCGGUACCCAGUUUCCAAAUAUUACAUGACGUUAACUUGACCAUGUAGGCAAUUUGGAUAGCCUAUAUUUCUGUUAUAAGCUCUGUUUUAAAUGACACUCAUACAGACUAUGCCUCAUUUGGUUUUAAAGUAAAAUGUUGUUGGUUUACAGAUAA